Messenger RNA from Labrus mixtus (cuckoo wrasse), 6042 nucleotides. RefSeq names its product cohesin subunit SA-2. The record is from RefSeq and is a predicted model, not a curated record. NCBI's taxonomy places the organism in Eukaryota, Metazoa, Chordata, Actinopteri, Labriformes, Labridae. Gene Ontology annotation, cellular component: chromatin; nucleus; cohesin complex. The transcript is spliced from 31 exons. Gene Ontology annotation, molecular function: chromatin binding. The coding region runs from base 651 to 3863 and encodes 1070 amino acids. Gene Ontology annotation, biological process: sister chromatid cohesion.
UGACUAUGAGAGCUGUGGGAAAAGAAGGAGGAUACUCGGGUCAAUGUUUGAUUUUUAUGAAUGUGACAACAUUUAGGUUUAAAGAAGACACAUCAAUGGAUACAGAAGGAGGAUAAUUAACAGGUGAAGACGAUGCAGACACACACCUGAGUGUUGUGUGUGUGUGUGUGUGUGUAAAGACACCAGGAAGGAGAUGAUACCUGAGCCCACAGCUGCAGCAGCUGCAUCCAGGUCCUCAGAGCAAAAGAAGAACUCUCGGGGUGGGGCAAACUCCUCUGGAGCCGUCAAUCAUUCAGGGGAGGACUCUGGAAAUGAGAACAGACGAAGGAGUGUAAGAAGCGAAGGAGAAAAGCGCACACGGCCUCAGAGAAUGUUAAGAGCAAAAAUGCCAGAGCCAGCCGCGGCAGUGUCAGCAAAACAAGAGGCAGGAAACAGAAACAUGUGGAGGCCGUCACCCUGUUUGAGGUGGUCACCAUGGGCAGGGGCGCCAUGCAGGUCGUGAUUGAUGAUUGGAUCGAGGCUUAUGUGACCGACAGACACUCACCUCUCCUCGAUCUCAUCAGCUUCUUCAUCCAAUGCUGUGGCUGUAAAGGCAAGUAGACGCCACGAGCACAAACGCACAAUCAAGGCGGUCAAACACACACACAAACAUGAAUGAAAAACCUGCACAUACUGGGUCUACUUUACCUCCCCCCGUGUCUCUCUCAGGUCUGGUCACAGCCGAGAUGUGUCAGAACAAAGAGGACAGUGACGUCAUGAGUAAGAUGGUGGAGGAGCUGGAUGAGGUCUCUGGUCUGCAGUAUAAGAAGUUUCUGGCCUUUCCCUGGAUCCUCACCGUCACCUGGCCCAUGGAUACAGAUAGCGUGGAGUAUCCUCUGACACAGGCAGGGCCGUAUGGACGCUGGUUCCACUCCGAGUUCUGUGACUUCAUAUCGGUGCUUGUGGCUCAGUGUCAGCACAGCGUCAUAUUUGACUGUUACCUGAUGAACGCCAUCAUCUCAUUGCUCACCGAGCUCUCCGACUCGUUCGUACGCGCGUUCAGGCACACCUGCACACUGGCAGCGGUGAAGUUGCUGAGCUCUCUGGCGGGCGUCGCUCUGAGCCUGAGCGUCGGCAUCGAGAACAGUCAGAAGCUGUUUCAGGUGCAGAAAACAAAGACGCUGAGACAGAAGAGCACGCUGCAACAGGAGAGAAUACAGAAGAAGAUCACAGAGCUGCAGGAGAAAAGGACGGAGAUCGAGAGCAUGAUGGACAUCAUUUUCAAAGGAGUUUUUCUGAAAAGACAUCGAGACGUGCUUCCUGAAAUCCGUUCGAUCUGUCUGGAAGAGUUGGGUCUGUGGAUGAAGCUCUACAGCUCUUCGUUUCUCAAUGAUAGCUACCUCAAAUACAUGGGCUGGAUGCUGCACGACAAGGUGCCAGAUGUGCGUCUCAAGUGUGUGUUAGGUCUUCAGGGUUUGUAUGGAGAUCCAGUCCUGCACCCUAAACUUGACCUGUUCACCAGCCGCUUCAAGGACCGGAUGAUCUCCAUGACCCUGGAUAAGGACAACGAAGUGGCAGUGCAGACCAUGAAACUACUGCUGAUCAUCUCUAAAACCUCUGACGACGUUCUCAGCCCGGAGGACUACAAACAGCUGCUCCAGUUUGUUUACGCGUCACAGCGCCCUCUAGCUGUGACUGCAGGGGAGCUGCUCUACUCAAGGCUUCUCAACACGGCAGCACCUGCAUCUGAAACUCAGGAUGAAAUAAAUGACGAUGAGGCACAAAAACAAGACAUGUUCUCCACGCUGAAGGCCCUGCUGCAGUUCUUCAAGGAGUCUCAGCUGCACAAGCAUGUGGUGUACCUGGUGGACAGUCUGUGGGACUGUGGAGGAGCUCUGCUGAAGGACUGGCCUGCUCUCACAUCUUUACUGCUGCAGGACCCUCCCUCACACCGUCAGGGUUUCACUCAUGAAGAAAAAGCUGUGCUUGUGGAGAUCUUGGUUGCGUCGGUGCGUCAGGCCGCGGAGGGACCAGUGCUGGCAGGAAGGAGUGGAGCCAAGAAGGUCAUGAGUGCCAGGGAAAAGAAAAUUCAGAUUGAUGACUGCACUAAACUCACUGAACAUCUCAUCGUGGUGCUUCCUGACUUACUGUCCAAGUUCUCAGAUAGUCCUGACGUCGUUGCCUCCCUGAUGAGGAUUCCUCAGUUCUUCAUCCCGCAGUGUCCUAAAGCUGGAAACACACAGGCGGUGUCAGACCUGCUGGCAGAGAUUGGAGCUGUCCUGGGCCGUCACUCAGGCCCCGCUGUCCUGGAGGCUGCAGCCCGCACGUACCUCAGUCUGUGCGGGGAGGAGACGUCCUGCUGCUCCGCUGCUCACGCCGCAAGAGACUCUGUGGUCCAGAGCUGGGCAGACAGACUGACCGCUCUGCUGCAGGACGCGCUGAAGGCGGACACUUUCACUGCUGAUAAGGAACACACUGGAGACAUUCUACUGACACUGAAGAAACUCAGAGCUUUUCACAACUGUCAUGACCUCUCCCGUUGGAACCUGUUUGAGCUGCUGUCCCCUCUCCUGUCAGUGGAGGGCAGCGAGAGAGGACCACCACCAGAGGUGCUGCUGGAGGUGCUGCAGUGUCUGUGUUACUCAAUGAUCUGGUCUCUCAACACGAGUGGUGAAUCGCUCAGCUCCAGAGAUAAAGCCGUGGCCCAGAGAUUGCAGCUGCGACUUUUCUGUGAGAGGAGUCAUCACUGCCUGUCUCACUCUGAGCCCAGUGUGCGACAGCAGGCUUUUCUGGGUGUGUGUGACGUUCUGACGGCUCACUCCUACCAGCUUCAGGUGUGGAGUCCCACCUCCUUCGGCCCCCUGCUCUACACUACCAGUCCCAAACUGCAGAGGGCGCUGUUGACCUUUAUAUGCCAGCACGCCUUUGUUGGAUCGGAGUGUGACAGCCGGAGCAGUGUCAGUGAGAACUCUGAGGCGGAGAAGCUGGAGGACCUGCACAGGCGAAGAAAUCUGCUCGCGGCCUUCUGCAAACUGAUCAUGCAUGGAGUGCUGGAGAUGAGCAUGGCGGCUGAGGUGUAUACGUACUACAUGAAGUACUACAAUGACUUUGGAGACAUCAUCAAGGAGACGAUGUACCGGACCCGGCAGACGGAUAAGAUAGAGAGCGCUCGCACUCUGGUGCUCUGUUUGCAGCAGCUCUUCGUUCGCCUGAAGCGAGAGCAGGAGAGCGGCGGCAGGGCUCACCCAGGAGUCCAGACCUUCACCAGCAUCAAAGAGCUCGCCAGGCGCUUUGCCCUCACUUUCGGCGACCUUGUCAAGUUCCGCGAGUGCGUCGUCGUGAUCCACAGGAACGGGAUUGAGUUUGUGUUCCAAGAGUUUAGUCAGACUCCAGAAACGCCUACGCCCCUUUACCUCUACUACCUGACCAUCCUCAGCGAAUUCUCCAGCAAGCUGCUCAAACCAGACAAGAAGUCAGUGUUCUCCUACCUGCAGAAGCACACCGCAGAGCACGUCACUGACCUCAGGGAGGAGCGCUGGCAGCCUCUUAUCCACUAUCGAGCUUCCCUAUUGGCUGCGGGAGAAGGGGAGGACGCUGUGUCCAACGUUAGCUCUGACAGGAGGCCUCACAUGCCCAAUCGUUCUCCUUUUUACAAACAAAAACUAGAAGGCAGCAAAUCCCCAGGCCUGUUCACCCCCACCCACUCCAAAGUCAGUAAAGUACAAAGAUCAAACUUCAGUCCAAGCCGUCAGGAAAAAACGACAGAUGCGGCGGACCCCUUCUCUGUCCCCGUGGAACCGCCAGCAAAAAGGUUAAACAUGGGAGGAUCAGACGGCGGCACCAGCAACGAGGUGGAGAACGACACUGUGGAAGUGGAACUGUGAGAAGGCGGAGCUUUGGAGGGAAUCGGUGCUUCUGUUUGGACCUAAGGUGACACAAUGAACUGUGAGAGAGACAUCCCAAUGUCCGUUUAUUCAUUCUGUUGAUACAGGUGUUAAAAAGGCAGCACUUUAUAUUUUAUAUGAGGAUGUCUAAUUGUCUUUAUUUCCUAUAAUUUUUGUUAAAAGCAUAAAUGGUAGGGUUACUUUGUAACCUUGGUUCUCUGAGUGAAGAGAAGAGACUAUCUCUCCAGCCCUUAGGCAGCUCAGAGACACGUUUAGAUCAAACUAUCAGUGAUUACACGCCAGCAUAGUUUCUUUAAAGAUGAGCUGUAGGGCGUGACCGGGCGAUCUGGAGUGUCCUCAAGUAACAUCCAAGGACUCUGACGAGAAGGGGAUCACAUCCUGUACAUGUUAUGUAACGUGGGAGGAGAGAUAGUCUAGAGACGAUAAUCACUGAUGAUUAUCGCCGUAUUGCUAAAGGAACCAAGGUAGUGCAGUGCCAAUUUAGAUGCAAUUUAUGUCAAAAUAAUGUUACAUUUAAAUUGUAACUUUUGGACCUUUGAAUGUCAGAAAAUGUCUGAUCCUAAUCUCUAUGGUGUUGUUGAUCCAGUUGAAUCCAUUCAGUAUACGCCAAGCCCAUUUUUUUAAAGACUGUUUUACAAUCUACUUUGAAUUCCGUCCAAAUCUGUCUAACUCCAAAAUCUGAUCCAGAACACGACUGGAUGAAGCUGAAAUUAUGAUUUCCCUCUGCAUGAAGUUUAGCUUUACCUGACCCUCAAAGUUUACUCAAACAGGGACGGCAUCGUGUGACAAAGCCUGUUAAAUCUCUUUUUAAUGCUUUACGCUCUGUUGACCAGUAGACAGUCAGUCUGUAAGUAUGAUGUCUCAGUGACCGGCAGGCGGCCCGGGUUCAUGUCCGACCUGUGGCCCCUUUUCCACAUCUCAUUCCCAUCUCUCCUUCUCUCUGAUGUUUUCUUCAAUGGAGGCACAAAAAUAUGGAACAUUCUUCAGAAAAAAAAGACUGAGUCAGUAUUUUGUAUAUUAUAUUUCUAGGUCCAUAAAUCUGACUGUCUUCACACUCCACAGACGUAUUGAUGAUCUGCCAAUGAAGCGCAAUGAAUGAAUGGUUCAGAAAAGGGUUGCACUUUAUUUCUAUAUCUUUCUCUUUCAACUUAAUCAAAGUAAUUAUGUUCCUUCUGUUAUGUGUUUGGCUAAUGUCUGAUAUACCGUUCACUUUAAAUAUCAGUGCUUUACACUUUAUUUGUCGCCCAUGAUGUAUUCAAAAGACAUCAGUGACCGCCGCUAUAUCACAAGGUUAACAACGUGGUCAUUGUUGCUCGGUGUGACCUCAUAGUGACCUCAUAGUUCCCACGUUUAUUAUCGAAUCUUCUACCCUAAAUUUAAGAUCCUGCUGCCAUAAAUAGCGACCAGCUCACCAACAAUGUAUUUAUACACAGCGUAAGGUAAUUCUAAGCGAAUGCACUUUCUAUUCUGGUUGAGGUUAUAUUUAUUAAGAAAACAUAUUUAGAUUAUUUAUUAAUAAAAAGGGAUCAACAGACCUGUUAUCAGAUUUAAAGAUUUCUUUAAAAACCGUGUAGAAACAAACGUGUUUCGGGCGACAUUCGGUGCGGAGGAAGUUGGAAAAAAUCUCAAAUCUCUUUUUUUUUUUUGAAACAUUCAGAGAUAAGAAAACAAAACAAAAGCUUUAAUUUCAGACUACGGUUAACUGUAUUUUACUUGCAGACUUUAUGUUCUCAUUUACUGACAAAGUGUAUCUGUGUGUGUAAACAUUUAUCUGUGUGCACAAAGUAGUGUUGUAAUAAAACACCACACUAAACGAACUAAUCAUAGUGAUGAUGUAAAGAAAUAACCGAUCAGUGGUCGUCUUGAUUUAAAUUCCGGAGUCCAACUAGUCUAAACCCGAGACAAGACAGAUUAAAAAUUCUUCUGAUUCUGAGACGAGACCAAGACGGAUUUCGAGUACAACACUAGCACAAAGUGAUGCAUCUUUCACACUAACUUCCAGAUUAGACUCACAUGCUUUAAUAUGCGAUGUGUGAUAUGCUGUCUGCCACUUUAUCAUUGCACCUUACAGGACUUUUUUUUUUUUGCCAAAGUUUGCCAAAACUGACUCUUAAUGUAUUAUUGUCAAUGAAAUAAAGAAAUGAGUUCAUCCCUCAAA